AUGCAUUAUUCUCAAUCCAACCCAAAUACAAAAUCUACCACCACCACCACCACCACCACCACCGGCGGCAGCAGCAGUUCUGGCGGCAUUGCGACCGCCUCCCCUCCAGCUUCCCCGCAUCACUCCAAUUUCCGCGGGGUCAGGCGCAAGAGCGGCAAGUGGGUUUCUGAAAUUCGGGAGCCGAAAAAGCCCACCCGAAUAUGGCUCGGCACAUUCCCGACCCCUGAAAUGGCAGCGGUUGCCUACGAUGUGGCUGCGCUUGCCCUAAAGGGUCAAGAGGCGGAACUGAACUUCCCAAACACUGCUUCUUCCUUACCUGUCCCUGCCUCCACGUCUCCUCGUGAUAUACAAGCGGCUGCCGCCACUGCCGCUGCUGCGGUCGGGGCAGCAGUGGAUGCUUUGAGUGUUGGGGAGAUUGGAAAAACCGAAGGGACUAAAAAUCCAAUAGCCAAUGAUGAAUAUGUUGACGAGGAUUUGAUUUUUGAUAUGCCUAAUGUUCUGGUGAACAUGGCCGAGGGUAUGCUUCUCAGCCCUCCUCGCCUGGAUGUAGCCGGGGACGAUACUGCUCCCGAUGGAGGUGAUCACAACCUGUGGAAUUAA
Messenger RNA from Malania oleifera, 600 nucleotides. RefSeq names its product ethylene-responsive transcription factor ERF024. The record is from RefSeq and is a predicted model, not a curated record. Gene Ontology annotation, biological process: regulation of DNA-templated transcription. NCBI's taxonomy places the organism in Eukaryota, Viridiplantae, Streptophyta, Magnoliopsida, Santalales, Ximeniaceae. The transcript has a single exon. Bases 1 to 600 code for a protein of 199 amino acids. Gene Ontology annotation, molecular function: DNA-binding transcription factor activity; DNA binding.